UGCAGACGCAUAAGCCACGUAACUGUAGGCUAUAUCUGAAGACAGCGAUUGUUCUUUGUUCUGUUGUUGCUUUCCUUGUCCGUAAAAAUCGGCUAGAUGGCGCCAUUGCUCCAUGCUGUACCACAUAAAUUCAACAACUUGACCCCAGUGACGUCAAGACGGUCUGGCGCAUCAAGGCCACUUACAAAACCCUAUUGGUCUGAAAAUCACAUGACAAAGCGCCUUGAAUCCAUAAUUAUGUUGCUGAUAUUUUUCGCCCCCCCAAAAGAUGUCAGCGUCCUACUGUCCUUAUCCACUUCGGCAUAAAGGAGAUUGUUUUGAAUCAAAAGAAAAACAAGUCAAGUAGCAAAAUGUCAUGCUCGAACAACGUGGCAGCCAACACAUUCCUGAUGGACUCGCUGGUGGGAGGAACGUCUCCUUACAGAGGUGAGAGCUAUUCCACUAACUCCGGAAUGUAUAUGCAAACGUCUGCAGAAUAUGGUUGCUCCAUGAUGGGUAGUUUUGGCAUUGUUGGUACCCCUCUCUCCAAGCGGGAUGAUCUGCAACCGACUGGGAUGCAUCUCAGCAGUUACCAGCACUCACAUUACCUGUCGCAGCGGGACACUUGGAUCGCAGGCUCUAAAACUUACAGAGGCUCAAAACCUGUUGCCCAGCCUUUGCACCCAUGCUCGUUUCCAGCCAGUAAUGUGAAAGAGGAAGCAAUUUCUUGUCUUUACCAGCCUGAUAUCGACAGCGCUAAGGAGUCCGCCGAGAAAUCCACCUACAUCCGUCUGGGAGACAAUAACAGCCACCCGAAUCAAAGCGCCGUCUCCACCCCCGAUUAUUUCCGACGGAGCCAGGUGUACGCCAGUGAAAGGGGCCACCAUGGAGAUGAGUUCGGCUCGGACUUUAACCCAAUAGCCAGAAUAUCCACGCCUGUUGAAGCACUAGCUGCAGAUUCCUAUGUCAAAAGCAGCAAAGCAAGGCAGGACCCAGAAGACAAGGGAGGGAAUACGCAGGAAGACGACAUGGAUCAGAGACAGACUAGAAAAGAGGAGAGUGUCUCAAAAACAGACAGUUGUACUGAUGAUUCCGAGAGCGAAUUGAAAGAUGAGGCUAAAUUGGAAAAAAACACGGGGAACUGGCUAAAAGCGAAAAGUGGACGAAAGAAGAGAUGUCCUUACACAAAGCAUCAGACACUUGAGCUAGAGAAGGAGUUCUUGUUCAACAUGUACUUGACUCGAGAGCGCCGUCUGGAGAUCAGCAAGAGUAUCAACCUCACAGACAGACAGGUCAAGAUCUGGUUCCAAAACAGAAGGAUGAAGCUAAAGAAGCUCAACAGAGAAAGUCGCGUCCGAGAGCUAACCGGCUAUAGUUUCAACUGAGCGCUUAAGACAGACAAAGGAAGAAAUAAGAAAUUACAUGCUUUCUCGCGUUUCCCACGUUCAGCCCCUCUCUAUUAUUUAAUCUCUAUUUUUUCAGAUUUUUCCUUUUGCAUUCACAGACACACGCACACAUACAAAUACAGAACAGCAAAGCACUGGCCCAUGACUUUUAAUGCAAAGGGACUGAAAGAUCCUGCAAACAAUAUCCAGUUUACAUCCGAACCUAAUUUAUCAUUGUUGAACAGAUCAGAAUAGUAAUUGUAAUUAUGCCAGUAGAGUAGGAAAAGGAUGCUUGGUGCAAAUAUUCGUGGCAGAUUUGUAAUUUUAAAAAACUUAACUCAGAAUAUAUGAACGAGAUGUCCAUUCGAUGUCUUAGAUUAGUUUGUUUGCUGUCAGUGCGCUUGUCCUACAAUGCGCGCUCUGUAUUUUGCAUGCUUUGUUCUUUGACGUGUAUUUGUCAAUUUGAUGUUUAACUCGAGAGGCUGAUAAAUAAAACAGGGGGUGGGAAAAUAUAAUGUCCUGGUAUGUCCUUCCCCUUGCAUAUUUUCUCCUGUUUUGGGUGAAGAGAGGCAGAAGGAGAAAGUGCAUAGCACUUUCAGUAUGAGUGGGAGACCCAUAACGUUGAUUUAAAUAUUAUCCAGGUGACCACAGUAAGUCAAGGUCAUAAAAUUGUAAUGUCUU
Sinocyclocheilus anshuiensis is the source of this 2045-nucleotide messenger RNA. RefSeq names its product homeobox protein Hox-C10a-like. Gene Ontology annotation, cellular component: nucleus. Gene Ontology annotation, molecular function: DNA-binding transcription factor activity, RNA polymerase II-specific; RNA polymerase II cis-regulatory region sequence-specific DNA binding. The record is from RefSeq and is a predicted model, not a curated record. Bases 351 to 1364 code for a protein of 337 amino acids. Lineage: Eukaryota; Metazoa; Chordata; Actinopteri; Cypriniformes; Cyprinidae. Gene Ontology annotation, biological process: regulation of transcription by RNA polymerase II. The transcript has 2 exons.